Molecule: messenger RNA, 702 nt
Organism: Aricia agestis (brown argus)
Lineage: Eukaryota; Metazoa; Arthropoda; Insecta; Lepidoptera; Lycaenidae
Exons: 2
Molecular function (GO): DNA binding
Source: RefSeq, a predicted model, not a curated record
UUCCAUAGGCUGGUAUUCAACAAAAUGGCGCCAACUGGGAAAAAAACUCGAGGCCAGUGGUCAGAAUGUCAGCUAAAAAAUGCCAUAAAGGCAGUAAAGAGACGUGAAAUGUCACAAAGAGCAGCUGCUGAAGCAUUUUGUAUCCCAAGGCGUACAUUACGAAACCACUUAAUAUCCGGAAAAACAGAAAAGGUAACUGGUAGACCACCUAUUCUGAAUAAAAAUCAUGAACAGGACUUAGCAAAACGGAUAAUAAGACUUGCUCACGUAGGUAUGCCGCUGACCCCCAAACUUGUUCGGAAACAGGCGUACGAGUUCUGUAGAGCAAAUGGCAUAUCAAACAUGUUCAGUGAAAAAACAAAUAUUGCAGGGAAGAAAUGGCUGAAAGGUUUCCUCAAACUAAAAAUUCCUGUAAAAGGACAGCUAAAACAAAAAAAAAGUAACGGUAAAUCUACAGGAGAAAAAAAUGCUAAAAAAAAGAAAAAAAUGGAGACUGAAACUGCUGAAAAUGAAGUGUGGUUUUGUCAAGCUUGUGAGAUGGACAGGGUUGCCGAUAUGCGUCAAUGUAAAGUGUGUUUGGCGUGGUACCAUGAGGACUGCGUAGGUUUGACAAAAGAAGACACCGAUAUUUUCAUAUGCCUAUGUGUAAAAAGUCUGAGCAAUAUAAUUGGUCUUGGACUCUUCCAAGACCAUUAUUGCUAA